Molecule: messenger RNA, 2271 nt
Organism: Brachypodium distachyon (stiff brome)
Lineage: Eukaryota; Viridiplantae; Streptophyta; Magnoliopsida; Poales; Poaceae
Exons: 12
Coding region: 374-1972 (532 amino acids)
Biological process (GO): regulation of DNA-templated transcription
Cellular component (GO): nucleus
Source: RefSeq, a predicted model, not a curated record
ACCAGCAAACUUUUGCUCCAAUAGAAAAACUUUCGCCUCGCGGCGUCCAAAACCCGAAAAGGCGCAACGAGCUGGAGGGAAAACGUGCAUCCAAGCGGGAGCAGACGAGAGGACGAGAGGGAAAAAUUCAAAAUUUUCGGGACAAUUCACUGGCGGCAAUGCGACGCUAUAGCUAUCCCCAUUUCAUCGACCCGCGGCGCCGUGAUCUGACCCUCCCGCUUCCAAAAUCACCACAUCCAUCCAACAAAUACCUUCCCUCUCGAGACACCCCAAAACAGGAAGAAAUCGGCUGCAGGCCUCGCCGCACCAAAACCCUCGUUCCAUUCUGACAUCUGAGCGAGUUUCGAGCUCUUCUUCUCCCCUUCCUCUUUCCAUGGGGGCGAAAGGCGCGGCGAAAGGCGCCUGUCGCGAGGAGAGUGUGGCCGUGCCCGAGCAGACGGAGGAGGUCAAGGCGGCGGCGCCCAGGAAGCGCAACCCGUGCCCCGGACUCCGCUCUGUCGGCGGCCGGAUCUAUGAUCCGGAGAACGGGAAGACCUGCCACCAGUGCCGUCAGAAAACAACAGACUUUGCGGUGUCUUGCAAGCAGCCGCAGAAGAGGGGGCUGUGUCCGAUCCACUUCUGCCACAAGUGCCUACUUAACAGGUAUGGCGAGGAUGCUGAGAAGGUGACCAAGGAGGAGGCCUGGAUCUGCCCCAAAUGCAGGGGCAUCUGCAACUGCAGCUUCUGCAGAAAGAAGAACGGUGAGAUGCCGACUGGAAUACUGGCCCAUGCUGCCAAGGCAUCGGGGCAUUCUUCCGUCCAUGACUUGCUUAUCAAGGGCUCAGACAUGGUGGCUGCUGCGCAGACGCUGACAUCGCUCCCUCUGAAGGUCAAGAAGGGCAACCCAAAGAGGGCCCUGGAGACAGAUGAUGCUACCAAUGGAUUGUUGGCUCAAGGGGAUGAGAAUAUAGGGAUUGAUCUUAAUGCACUUCCUUCGGCCCCUGUCAAUAAGAAGCUGACGAAGAGCAAAUGCAGGGUAGACAACAUGACCGCUGAUGAAAAACUCCCUGUUGAAAAUAAGGACAGACCUCAAGUGAGAGGUGACAGCACUGAUGUUUGCACGGAAAAACUUGUGCUACCCAGUGGUACUCCUGUCACUAACAUUGUAGGCAUUGAGCUGAAAACUGAAGAUGCAGGGCCAGCUAUUCAAUUUUAUGAAUUCUGCCGCACAUUUGCAGAGGUUUUUCAAAUAAGGAAGGGACAACCAGAAAAGGUUCUUCAAGUCAUAACUGGAGGAGGUCGUAUAUUUCGAGAGGUGCCUGCAGUUGUUGCUGAACUUCACAUCAAUUUGUUGUCUGUCAUCCAGGAAGACAGAGAAGAGAACCCUUUAGAUUAUUCAAGAGAUAAAGAUACUUGGAUAAAUGAUAUUGGCAAAUAUAUUAGUGAAUUAACACUUCUCUCAAAGGAAUUGCCUGCCGGCUGUUUAAACCAAGGGGUAUUGGGAUAUAAAGGUCUGAGCCCUUCCUUGAAGCUGCAUGUGCUGAAUUUACUGUGUGAUGAGACCCUUUCUACUACAAAGUUGAGGAACUGGAUUGUCAAUCAAAAUGAAAGUGCAACUGAGAGAAAGAUGGCUGCUAGAGAACAAAUUCGUGCCGCGAAGGAAAAGGAAAAGGAGCUAAAGGACAGACUAAAGAAUGAGAUGGCUAAACCAAUGUUUGUGAGAAAAGGAGCGGAAAUUAAUUGUCUGAUUUCUCAAAUAAAGGAGGCAAACAAAGACAAGGAGGCAGCCGUCAAUGAGGGGAAUCAUGGAGGAGCACUUAGAACAAAGCCUGUCAGGAUAGACAAAGGGGUAGCAUAUUGGAAGUUCGAUGGUUACUAUAAUAACACAGCAAUACUGCGCCAAGAGUUUGACGCAAUGGGGAACAAUGACACAUGGUUUAUGUUCACUGAAGAGGAAGAAAAAGUAAUUGGACAAUAUGUAGCCUCAAGGUAGGUGCACUUAUAGCUGAGACCUGGGAGCUUUUGUAGAGGAUGUAGGCAGUUGAAGUUUUUGCUGGGAAGUUAUGCAAUUGCACAACAACAAAUCACCUGAAGAUGCCGUCACAGCAUUUGAAUCCAAAGUUUGAAAUAUAUUUUGUCCAGACUGAAACUCAGGAAGUUGUUGUAAAACAUUGCAAUUGUUCCCUUGAUGUUAGUAACCGAAUGGAAGGCUGGGAGAGCUUUCACUGCCUUGUGCCAAAUUUUAGCAUUAUUAUUUAAAAUGCAUAUCAAUCAGGCUGGUUGUAUAGUGAA